Molecule: messenger RNA, 1560 nt
Organism: Neodiprion fabricii
Lineage: Eukaryota; Metazoa; Arthropoda; Insecta; Hymenoptera; Diprionidae
Product: ras-related protein Rab-24-like
Exons: 4
Coding region: 14-616 (200 amino acids)
Molecular function (GO): GTP binding; GTPase activity
Source: RefSeq, a predicted model, not a curated record
UCGCUACAACGACAUGCCGAAGGUAGAUUUAAAAGUCGUUUUACUCGGGAGUUCAAACGUUGGUAAAACGAGUCUCCUUGAACGAUUUAUAGACGAUAGAUUCAAUGAAAAUUUACCCAAUCAAAGUACAAUAGGCGCAGCAUUUGCAUCAAAAGAAGUCUGCGUUAAUAACAUUAAAUUUACUCUUGGAAUAUGGGAUACUGCUGGCAGUGAAAGGUACCAAUCUAUGACAAAAUUAUAUUAUCGCGGAGCUAAGGCUGCAAUUGUCUGUUACGAUGUGACAAAUUUAGAGUCUUGGGAGAGGGCAAAAUACUGGGUUAGAGAACUCAGGAGCGUAGAAGAGACGUGCGUUGUAUACCUUUGCGGAACAAAAAAGGAUAUUCUAGACGAGGGUAAGACAGCAACCCCUGAUCUGGACAUUGUGGAAAGAUACGCAGCUGGAAUUCAAUGCAAAUUCUAUUUAGUAUCCAACAAAACUGGAGAGAAAACGUCCGAAUUAUUUGAUGAAAUAUCCAAAGACUACAUCUCAGAUCCGGACAAUCUACAUUCAGUUAUGGAGGCAAUUACUUUGACUGCAAAUUCAAAGACAGAUUCUCGCUGCUGUCCAAUAGGUUGACUGGAUGAAAUAAAACAUGACAUUAAAGGUUUUUAGAUGAUUUGAUGAUAUGAACAACUUAUGCGUUACUCCAAGUUAAUGUUGAAAGCACUGAUUUUUUCCCAAGCUUAAAUUUAUAAUGUUUUUUUUUAUGUACAGGUACGUGUAUUGUAUGUACAUACAUGAGAUGAAGAAUUAUUUUCGUAAAAUAAGUAUGUAUACCCAGCGUUAUUCUGUAAGUACAUGUAGUCGGUAAUUGACCUUACAUCGAUUUAUGCACUUGAACAAAAGUUGCUUGUGAUAUUUUCAACUAUACCAAAUUGCAGUGCCAGCGGCAGUGUAAUCGAAUAGAUUUACAAUGUAUAUCAUUCAACGUCAAUUGAUUAUUUACUUUUUUAUGUACAGAUUUCAGUAUCUAAUACUGACUGCUUUGUAAGGAUUUCAGUAAAGGCAUAUACUAGGUUCGGUAAAAUUGCGACAAAUAUUAUUUGAGAAAAUGAUUUGAAGUAAGAAGAAUGUUCAAAGCAGUGUGCUCGAUGAAUUUUGUGCAAAAAUAUCUAGCAGCUUCAUUUGCUUUGAAAAGAAUUACAUCAACAAUUUUAGUGAGUACGUGCCGAGUAAAAUAAAGAUUCCCUAAAUACUCCGUGUUAUAUUCCUAAUGAGGUAAUUGUUACCGUCUUGAUACAAACUAUAUAGUUACUUUGAUAGUUACCCGACACUUUCUAGACCAUGGAACAAGUUUGGUUCUCAUUCCUAUUUAUGUCGAUGCCAGAUGAACAAAUUCAUUCGCUAUAUCUUGAAAUCAACAGCGUUGCAAAAUAUUAGACCAUCUUUUACCAUUAAUCAAUUAGAAUCUGUAUUUUGAGUAAUAUCAAUUUCUGAAUUGUGUUCCACAUUGACCAAUAAUUAUUGGAUUCUUUUGUAGGGAAAAGAAAUGUUCAAUGUUAUUUGAAUCAAAUCUUUCA